UGCACUACUGCAAUGGCUGGACCCCAGCAUCUGUGAAAGGGUCACUCCUAGGCUCUCCCAUGCCAACUCUGCUGUGGUGCUGUCUGCUGUGAAGGUGUUAAUGAAGUUCAUGGAGAUGUUGUCCAAGGACCUGGACUACUAUGGCACACUGCUCAAGAAGCUAGCACCUCCUCUGGUCACACUGCUGUCAGCAGAGCCAGAGCUGCAGUAUGUGGCUCUGCGCAACAUCAACCUCAUCGUGCAGAAAAGGCCAGAAAUCUUGAAGCAUGAAAUGAAAGUUUUCUUUGUGAAGUACAAUGACCCCAUCUACGUGAAGCUGGAGAAACUGGACAUUAUGAUCCGCCUGGCCUCCCAGGCCAACAUCGCCCAGGCAAGCAGAGUAUGGUGGUGUGGGGCACAAGCUUUGGUGUCAGACAACUUCCUAGGUGUGUCUAGGUCAGCAUGCUCACUGUGACAUUCUAUCUCAUGGAGAGUUGUGGAUGAUAGAGCUCUGUAAGCAAGCAAAAACAACUAAUGUCUGUAUUAAUAAAGAAUAUUCUCAAGCUGUC
Molecule: messenger RNA, 548 nt
Organism: Cricetulus griseus (Chinese hamster)
Lineage: Eukaryota; Metazoa; Chordata; Mammalia; Rodentia; Cricetidae
Source: RefSeq, a predicted model, not a curated record